This is a messenger RNA of Micropterus salmoides (largemouth bass), 4342 nucleotides long. RefSeq names its product chondroitin sulfate N-acetylgalactosaminyltransferase 1a (gene csgalnact1a). Gene Ontology annotation, cellular component: Golgi cisterna membrane. Bases 847 to 2634 code for a protein of 595 amino acids. Gene Ontology annotation, molecular function: glucuronosyl-N-acetylgalactosaminyl-proteoglycan 4-beta-N-acetylgalactosaminyltransferase activity. The transcript is spliced from 10 exons. The record is from RefSeq and is a predicted model, not a curated record. NCBI's taxonomy places the organism in Eukaryota, Metazoa, Chordata, Actinopteri, Centrarchiformes, Centrarchidae.
UAGCUUAAUAUAUAUAAUCAGCAGUUCAGGCAAUUAAGUAAGGUUCAUUCGUUAACUUUCUGAGAGUUAGAUAAGAAGAUACCUGCUCUCCUGACUUGAAAAGGUUUCACGCUACUCGGCGGUACAAACGCUCACACCCGCUCCUGCUCUCCGCAAGUGUCGGCUGUAGACCGAUGGAGGGCUGCGGGACAGGACCGCAGCUUUGGGACAAAACAAAACCUCCACUCAGGAUGGACUAAAGCAACGACUGCAGGAACAAGAGGAUAAAUGAAAAAACAGCUAUCAGUUGAAAACAACAUGAGGAAACCACCGCUGACCAACGAGGACUUGGUUUCUCAUGAAGUAUAAUUAUUUAUUAUUAUUUCAUAAGGUUUUUCUUUUGCUCCAUUAACCGCCCUGCUUCACCCGGGCUGAUGUGGCUGAAUAUUCAACCGUUCCAAGACGUUUCCUGAGACAAUUUCUCUGUGUAACUGGUGGGCAAACAGGAAGAGGACAUUAUGGAGAGAGUCAGAGCACAUGCGAACAGAUGAGUCACAUAUGAGUGAUAGAUGAUGUAACAAUGUAAUGAUGUCUUCUAGCAGACCAUGGAGCUAAUUGGACCGACAGAAAGGGGGAAAGUGUUUGUCACAAGCUUUUGACUCUCAUACUUUCACUUUGCCAAUGAAAAAAUAUGUAACAAUCUCAGGCAGCAGAGGGGCAAUGAUCUAAUUCAGAUUAAAUGACAUCAUCCUGAUAAGUAACCAGCCUCCUCACUGGGAGAUGGAACAUAAUGGACUCUUAUCCUUGUGGCUGGAGUGUGUGAGGUUACAUAUUUCUGUGUAUGUGUGUGUGGAAAAGUGAGUUUUGAUGCUACAUGCAGUGAUGUUGCGGCGUGGACUGCUAGCCUGGGUCUCCCGUAUUGGAGGCGUGCUGGUGCUCCUCUGCUGCUCCCUGUCGCUCCUCUAUGUGAUGACCUGCAGUCCGCCGCACUCUGACGACCCUCCACUGAGUCAUGCUCUACCCCGUGCUGGACCCAACCACCCAAGCUUGGGGGGCACAGGGCCGGGGAUUGGAGCAGGAGCAGGAGGGACAGGAGGAGCCCGGGCUGGGGCUGCUCAAAGUGGCGGACCCGCCGGUGUUCAAUCUUAUCAAGUGCUCCUCCAAGAGCGAGAGGAGCAGCACCGCCUCCACAUCUCCUCCUUGAAGAAGCAGAUAGCUCAGCUCAAGGAGGCUUUGCAGGAGCGUAGCCAGCAGCUGAAAGGAGUGCAGGAGAGCCUGAAGAGAGCUGCUGGGGGCCCAGCAGAGGGACAGGAAGCUGGGGCUGGAUCACAGGGAGGGGUUCUUGGUGAGGCUCAGGGACCCAAAAGCCAGCAAGCAGACCUCCAAGAGUUCCUGCGGAGCCAGCUGUCCAAGGCCGAGGUGACCGCCGGCACCAGGCUGCCCAGCGAGUAUGCAGUGGUGCCCUUUGAGAGUUUCACCCUGCAGAGGGUGUACCAGCUGGAGAUGGGGCUGACGCGUCACCCUGAGGAGAAGCCUGUGAGGAAGGACAAGAGGGAGGAGCUGGGGGAGGUGCUGGAGACGGCCCUGCACAGCCUCAACACACCAUCAUCACAGCAAGACAGCAGGAGUGCAGCAGAAAAGACUCAAACAAACAAAGUGUACGCACCGUCUGACUUCAUAGAAGGUAUCACCCGUACAGAGAGGGACAAAGGGACUCUGUACGAGCUGACCUUCAGAGGGGAGUCUAGCAACGAAUUCAGGCGCCUGGUCCUCUUCCGUCCCUAUGGACCGCUGAUGAAGGUGAAGAACGAGAGGGUGGACACAGUCAACGUCCCAAUCAACAUCAUCGUCCCUCUGUCAAGACGCACAGAAAAGUUCAAACAGUUCAUGCAUAACUUCAGGGAAGCCUGUGUGCGUCAGGAUGGCCGGGUCCAUCUGACAGUGGUGUAUUUUGGGAAAGAGCAGAUGAGCGAAGUUCGCGGCACUCUGGAGAAUACGUCCAGGGAAGUUAACUUUAAGAACUAUACUCUGCUGCAGCUGGACGAGGAGUUUUCUCGGGGACGGGGUCUUGACGUCGGGGCCCGAGCCUGGAAGGGAGGCAACGUACUGCUUUUCUUUUGCGACGUGGACAUCUACUUCACAGCUGACUUCCUGAACACCUGCCGACUCAACACACAGCCUGGUAAAAAGGUGUUCUACCCAGUGUUAUUCAGCCAGUACAACCCCACUCUGAUCUAUGGAAGUCCUGAACACGUCCCACCUGUGGAGCAACAGCUGGUGAUGAAGAAAGACACGGGGUUCUGGAGGGACUUUGGUUUCGGCAUGACUUGCCAGUACAGGUCCGACUUCAUCAACAUAGGAGGAUUUGACAUUGACAUCAAAGGCUGGGGGGGCGAAGAUGUCCACCUGUACAGAAAGUACCUCCAUAGCAACAUCCUAGUUAUCCGUGCACCAUCACGAGGCUUGUUCCACCUGUGGCAUGAAAAACACUGUGCUGAUGAGCUCCCGCCAGACCAGUACCGCAUGUGCAUGCAGUCCAAGGCCAUGAAUGAGGCCUCGCAUGGCCAGCUGGGGAUGCUGUUCUUCAGACACGAGAUCGAAGCUCACCUGCGCAAACAGAAACAGCAGCAGAACUCAAACCCCAAGAAGACAUGAAGGCUUAAAGCUAAAUUAUAAACACUGCAAUGACUGCAGUCAGUUGGAACGCUGCAGAUGAAUUCAUCUGAUCUGAACUCUGAUUUUAAAGGACUAGUUCAACACUUUGGAAAAUACACUCAUUUGCUUUCUUGCUGAGAGUUAGAUGAGAAGACCGAUACGCUAAAUUUGGAGCUAGAGCCAGCAAGUGAUUAGCUUAGCUUAGCAUAAAGACUUGAAAAGGGAGCAACAGCUAGUCUGGCUGUGUCAAAAACUACCUGCACCUAUAAAGCUCACCAAUUAACACGUUAUAUGUCUUAUUUGUACAUAAAGCGAAGUGUAAAAAUUACUUAAGUAAUAUUAUUUAAGUAGUUGUAUUCUUGACUUUCUUGGCAAAAUAGUCAAGAAAUAAAAAGAAAAAUAUUUCUCUCCUCUAAGUCUCGGCAAGAAAGUGAAUAACCCUAAAAUGCUGAACUAUUCCUAUAAUGAAAAAUGUGAAGACUUUUUACUUUUUGAGGACUCAAAGCACUUUGUUGCUCUAGAAAGGACAACUUAAGAUUAAUGAAAACUUAUUGAGGAAUUCAUCUCCUCAACUGGAGUGGACUGUUUUUUGUUGGACACAAAUCAACAGACCUCCUGUUUGAAUCAUCCAUCUGUAAUUAAAUGUCAAUUUGUAACUUCCUCUGUAACUGCAACAAGGCCUUUCAGAAAGCAAACAUAGAACCAUAAGUUUGAUCUAUGAAGUUACUCUGAACCGUGUGCCUUCUGUGAAUAAAACCUUCAGGACAGCCAGCGACAAUGCACAGGUUUUUAUAUGUAGGUCAGCAGGUCCACCUAGUGGACUGAAAGUUAACAUGUUUGUGAAUAAACAAUGAAGGACCAUUUAAAGCCUGAAAAUGAUAAAUUAUUGAUCAGUGAUAUUCAUUUGCUUUAUCUAUGUUUGUUCUUAUUAUGUUGUAAAGGAUUAUGAUUUCUUAUUGCCUGGACAGUAUUAAGUGUGGUCCAUUCACCUCUAUAAUGAAGUAAGAAUGGUGCUGAGUCAAAGAAAAACAUGCUAUGAAUGACAGGUGACAUUUUUUUUCAAAAGCCUUGCAUCAUAUGUAUUUAUGCCCAAAAUAUAACUAAAGAUAGGUAAUUUUUUUAAAUGUUUAAUUGAUAAAACAUCUAGACUUAUUUGUUUGUUUUUUGAAACAUAGGCUAACUAAUUUGUUGUCACAUAAGGGAUAAAGUAAAAGAAUUUAUGACUGACAGUAAUACCAUUCACUGUCCUGACAAUGACGAUGACUUAACGCAAGUCAGAAUAAGACUGUUAAUCUUGGUUUCUGUCAAACUAAUGUGACUAUGUGUGGACCUUUAUAAAUGUCAUAAAUGCGCACAUCAGGUGCAAUAAUGAAGAGAAAAUGUGACAUUACAUAUAUUACUGUGCAGUCACAGAAACUGGAGAUGUUAUAGGUUUAGAGAUAUAACUUCCUCAAUGGUUAUUUUAUAUUUAGUUUAAUAUGGUUACCCAUAAAUCUUGCUCCAGCACUUCUUCAGUCCUUUGAGGCAAUCAAAACGAGCUGUACUUUUGGUGGAUGACCAAAGAUGUGAAAAGAGGCACUUUUUCAAUAAUGUUUUUAUUGUUUGCCAUUGAAACAUUCCUUGUAAUAGUGACUUUAUGUACAUUUCAAGUUAUUUUUCACUUCAUGUAAACGAGUUGAAUAAAAAUGUGUGCAUUGUGUAUAUUUUA